AUGUCUAGCAAAAGGGCAAAGACCAAGACCACCAAGAAGCGCCCACAGCGUGCAACUUCCAAUGUCUUUGCAAUGUUUGACCAGUCCCAAAUCCAGGAGUUCAAAGAGGCCUUCAACAUGAUUGACCAAAAUCGAGAUGGUUUCAUUGACAAGGAAGAUCUGCACGACAUGUUGGCCUCACUUGGGAAGAACCCAACUGAGGACUACUUGGAAGCUAUGAUGAAUGAAGCCCCAGGUCCCAUCAACUUCACUAUGUUCCUCACCAUGUUUGGCGAGAAGCUCAAUGGCACAGACCCAGAAGAUGUCAUUCGAAAUGCGUUUGCAUGCUUUGAUGAGGAUGGGACAGGUUUCAUUCAGGAAGAUUAUCUGCGAGAACUUCUGACCACCAUGGGAGACAGAUUUACAGAUGAGGAAGUCGAUGAGCUGUUCAGGGAGGCACCGAUUGACAAAAAAGGCAACUUCAGUUACAUUGAAUUCACACGUAUCCUAAAACACGGAGCCAAGGACAAGGACGACUAA
Messenger RNA from Ailuropoda melanoleuca (giant panda), 519 nucleotides. Its product is annotated as myosin regulatory light chain 2, smooth muscle minor isoform-like. Gene Ontology annotation, molecular function: calcium ion binding. The record is from RefSeq and is a predicted model, not a curated record. Lineage: Eukaryota; Metazoa; Chordata; Mammalia; Carnivora; Ursidae. The transcript has a single exon. The coding region runs from base 1 to 519 and encodes 172 amino acids.